CUUCUGUUAUAAACUCAUAGCCGCCAUCUUCCUCCUUUUUCCUUCAAUUUCAAAGAGUAAAACACCUUGUAAGCUAAUUCAGUAAUUCAAUGGCGGAUUCUACUAGUUCCGGUAAAGAAAGUAGUAAUGAUAGCGACGGUACUUCUUCAGGCUUUAGCGAGCCAAUGGCAGAGACCCCUCAGGCUCAGGUAACUCAGGUGAACUCAUUUAGAAUGCCUAACAUGGACGAACUUCGUGCACAAGAAGUCUGGAACAAUUGUGCUAUUCGUAGUGUUGCUAGUGGAGUUAUGGGAGGAGGGCUUGGGUUGUUCAUGGGUUUGUUUCUAGGUGCACUCGAUAAUCCAUUAAUGCAAGAUGAGAUGAGUGCCAGACAGCAGUUUGUUUAUACUGCUAAGCAAAUGGGGCGGCGGAGUUGGAGUUCUUGUAAAACUUUUGCAGUUAUGGGAUUCGUUUUCUCAGCUGCUGAGUGUAUUGUUGAAAAGGCUCGAGCUAAACAUGAUGUUACUAAUACAGUUGUCGCUGGCUGUGUCACUGGAGGUUCAAUGUCUGCAAGAGGUGGUCCAAAAGCAGCAUGUGUUGGUUGUGCUGGGUUUGCAGCAUUCUCAGUGGUAAUAGAGAAGUUCCUAGAAAGACAUACAUGACAAGCAAUUCUUGGGAUGUUUCUUCAAUUUUGUCUGAUUCAAUUUAUAUGCAAAAUUGCAAAGUUUCCUCCUAAUUCCAAGUUAAUGGAAGAAAAAUUUGUUAUUUGGCAAUGAUUAAGCUAAAGUUGGGCUACAGUCUUUCAACUGGGAAUAGGGGGCUGUUUAGAUUUUAUAACAAUUCAUAUUAUUAUAUAUCAUAGAUUUCUCAAUUUUGUAAGGUCAACAUAGGAAAUAUUGUCUCUACUUACUAUCAAGUAUCAACAUUUAAAAUUCCUAACCUAAUGUCUAUGUAAUGGAUAAUUAUACAAUACAACCGUUGCGUGAUGUCA
Messenger RNA from Mercurialis annua (annual mercury), 970 nucleotides. Its product is annotated as mitochondrial import inner membrane translocase subunit TIM22-4. The record is from RefSeq and is a predicted model, not a curated record. Gene Ontology annotation, biological process: protein insertion into mitochondrial inner membrane. Gene Ontology annotation, cellular component: TIM22 mitochondrial import inner membrane insertion complex. NCBI's taxonomy places the organism in Eukaryota, Viridiplantae, Streptophyta, Magnoliopsida, Malpighiales, Euphorbiaceae. The coding region runs from base 90 to 641 and encodes 183 amino acids. Gene Ontology annotation, molecular function: transmembrane protein transporter activity. The transcript is spliced from 4 exons.